Amoebophrya sp. A120 is the source of this 2050-nucleotide messenger RNA. NCBI's taxonomy places the organism in Eukaryota, Dinophyceae, Syndiniales, Amoebophryaceae. The record is from the annotation of a GenBank genome assembly.
AUGGCCUCCUCCUCCUCUUCCUCCUCUUUCACGGGAGGCAGUACCACCAUCACCGGUUGCCCUUCUACUUCUUUUCCACAGCCUCCACAGAUGGAUGUUCUUGAGCAGCCACAAGGAGCGGACCACGGCGCGCGUUUGAGCCCGCUGUCGUCGGCGACGACAGGAACUCCCUCACCCACCUCUGGAUCUUCCCCUUGUCCCUCUCACGACUCUCCUACCGACCACUCGGAUGGCGCAAAGAAACACGACCCCGCUCUUGCUGGUGCAAAAAGUUCGCAGCGACCGGGCGCGCGGUCGUUGUGGGACGCGGCUUGGGAAGCGAGUUCCGGGAGCUCUGAUUACGUGACCAGCGAAGACGAAGAAGAGGUGGUCACGGAUGCAGCUUCCAGUGACGACGAGGUUUUGGCGGAAAAAUUGAAGCCAGAAAAAAUCAUGGAGGCCGAAGAAGGUCGGGGACACGAGGAGGAGACCGUGGACCACGCGGAAGUACUAGACGAGCAGGACGACAUUCUUGCCGACGAGAUGAAGAACGAGGAAAAUAUCCACAUGCAGGAGGGUCAUGCACCAGCACCAGACGAUGAAUCGGAAGAGGGGGCGGACGCGGAUAGACCAAUGACGCUCGCGGAGGAGGAGGAGUGGUUCAUGUGGGCCUGUUAUCAAGACCUGGACAAGCCGGAAAAUCACGUAACCGCGAGGUCGGCAGGUGCAGACGGGAAGGAGAUGAGUCGCGCAGAGGAACUACCGGAAGACGCGGAUGAGGAGUUUGGUGGGGACGACCCGCUUGGUUAUGAUUCGGAUAGUGACGAGACCUCCACCUGCUCUUCCUCGGACGGAGGAACCCGGCCGCGUCUCGGUCGAGAUUUCGACUUUUUCGGAGAAAGCAUCACGACUCAGGUCACGAACCAAUGCGAGCAGAAAGGUCAGGACCAGCCGGAAGUAGAAGGGGGAAAGCAGCAAGGACGGGACAGUUCUUCAUCCGCCGAGGAUGUCGCCAACCGCAGCGCAUCAGCAGGUGCUUCCGAUGAAAACGGUGAUUAUCGCGGCGAUGAAAAAACAACUGUCUCAAAAACACAAUCGUCGCCAGAACCGGGAAAGGAACAAACCUCAUCGGUUGCAGGAGCUUCCGAGACAGUACUUCCGGGUCGUCCGCAAAUGUACAAGCCACGCAGGACCGCGGAAGGAUUUUCCACGUUGCUCCGGCAAUAUCCAAUUCCGAAAUUUUCACUGGCAGUAGCGAAGGAAGAUCUACUAUACACGAACGACCAGGGCGUUUACUCGAAAGGCAACACGACUAAAUCUAAAUCACCAGAGCGGACAACGAAAAGACGAAGGACAAGUUCGAGAGGUAGGAACUCCUCGCGAAGUAGGCGUACUUAUUCUAAAAAUCGGGCCUCGAAGAGCCGGUCCGCGUCCUCGGCGUCAAGUUCGGGUUCCACGGGAUCAGGGUCUGCGGAGGUCAAGGCAGAUCAAACGUCGUCAUCGCGGAGCCGGAGGAGCUUUUACCGUCCGUAGAAUGUCGGAGCAGGGAAGGUGUGGGCUAGUAAAGACAGGGCCUGGACGAGGGGGAGUCGUUAUCCAUUUAGCAGCUUUUUGCAACAAAAGCAAAUACAAAGAGCACUUCAAACAACUACAAGAUAGACUAGCACAAAUACAAAGAGCACUUUAAAAUCGUAGAAGAGAAUAAACCCGAGCCGUGUUCUCGUCUACAAGACCUUUUUUGCGUUUUUUGCAGCGACCUGUCAGUCAGCGGUGCUCGUCACGGUGAUUGAAUUUUCCUCCGAAUAUAUGCAGCGAGGAGACGUAAACUACAAUAUGUGGCGACAUAGUACACCGUACUUUCAAAUAUGCGGGAAUCAAAAUCGAACAACACUGAAGUUCAGCUCGACGUAAACUCAACUUCAUAUCACAUCAGAGCUGCUGCUCCUCCGAUAUAGUGUGUCCCGAAAAUCAGUGGAAAUGAAAUCCAAAUCUUUGGACGUGAACAAGAGUGCGGGAAGCGGGUUUGUGGAACUUUCAGGCGGUUCACUUGCGAUUGACGCGUAGGCUAGCC